CGCUGAAACUUGCUGGUUCAUCUGUUCCAUCGAUCGAAGCUACCUCGUCUUCUUCCUGAUUUAAAAUUGCUACUCUUAAUUAAAAUUCAAAUUCACUCUGUAUUGGAGUCUCUCAGCCAUGUCUCUGAACAUGAAAACCCUAACACAAGCUUUGGCGAAGACCGCAGCUGUGAUCGAGAAGACGGUUCAGACUACUGUACAGGAGGUCACAGGUCCAAAGCCCCUUCAAGACUAUGAUCUCCUAGAACAAAUUGGAUCUGGAGGACCUGGCCUCGUAUGGAAGCUCUACUCUGCAAAAUCCCGUGGAUCCACUCCUGCGCAGUACCCGAUCGUCUGUGUUUGGGUCCUGGACAAGCGUGCACUCUCCGAGGCUCGGGUACGAGCAGGUCUCUCGAAGGCAGCUGAAGACGCUUUUUUCGAUAUGAUUCGUGCGGAUGCUGCUCGAUUGGUUCGGCUUCGACACCCUGGAGUUGUUCACGUGGUUCAGGGUUUGGAUGAGAGCAAGAACGCAAUGGCGAUGGUCACUGAGCCGCUCUUUGCUUCUGUUGCUAAUACUAUUGGUGCUGUUGAUAAUAUUGCCAAGGUGCCCAAGGAGCUUAAAGGCAUGGAAAUGGGAUUGUUGGAGGUGAAACAUGGUUUGCUCCAGGUUGCUGAAUCCCUGGAUUUUCUCCAUAACAAUGCCCGUCUCAUUCAUCGGGCUAUAUCACCUGAGACUGUGUUUAUUACGUCUAGUGGAGCUUGGAAACUUGGUGGAUUUGCCUUUGCCAUCUCUACAGAACGGACAUCAAAUGACUUGACUAAUAUACAGCCUUUCCAUUAUGCAGAGUAUGAUGUUGAGGAUUCUGUACUGCCUAUUCAACCAUCUCUAAAUUACACUGCUCCUGAAUUGGUUCGGAAUAAGCAAUCAACAGUUGGAUGUUCUUCUGACUUGUUCAGUUUUGGAUGCCUUGUGUACCACUUGGUUGCUCGCAAGCCUUUUUUGGACUGCCACAACAAUGUCAAAAUGUACAUGAAUAGUUUGAAUUAUUUGUCAAAUGAGGUUUUUUCAAGCAUCCCACAAGAUUUAGUUACUGACUUGCGAAAUAUGCUCUCUGUAAAUGAGGCUUCAAGACCAACUGCCUUGGAUUUUACUGGUUCUCCAUUUUUUCGGGAUGAUACUAGGUUGCGUGCUCUUCGGUUCUUAGACCACAUGCUUGAAAGGGAUAAUAUGCAGAAGUCUGAGUUUUUAAAGGCAUUAUCCGAUAUGUGGAAAGAUUUUGAUUCCCGUGUAUUGCGUUAUAAGGUACUUCCACCUUUAUGUGCAGAACUUCGGAAUAUGGUUAUGCAACCAAUGAUAUUGCCCAUGGUUCUCACUAUAGCAGAGUCCCAGGAUAAAAAUGAUUUUGAGCUAUCAACACUUCCGGCUUUAGUUCCUGUUCUGAGUAUGGCAGCUGGUGAGACACUAUUGCUUCUUGUUAAACACGCAGAGCUGAUUAUUAACAAGACCGCUCAAGAGCACUUAGUUUCACAUGUUCUUCCCUUGCUUGUUCGAGCUUAUGAUGAUAAUGAUGCUCGCAUACAAGAAGAAGUUUUGAGAAGAACAGUUUCCCUGGCAAAGCAACUGGAUGUUCAGGUAGUGAAACAAGCGAUUUUACCUCGAGUUCAUGGCUUGGCACUGAAAACUACAGUUGCUGCGGUCAGAGUGAAUGCUUUGCUUUGCCUUAGUGAUUUGGUUAACACACUCGAUAAACAUGCUGUUCUGGAUAUCUUGCAAACCGUCCAACGUUGUACAUCUGUUGACCGUUCUGCUCCCACGCUUAUGUGUACCCUUGGGGUCGCAAACUCAAUUCUCAAGCAGUAUGGCAUUGAAUUUACUGCAGAACAUGUCCUUCCGCUACUUGUACCACUUCUUAUAGCCCAACAAUUGAAUGUUCAGCAGUUCGCAAAGUACAUUCUCUUUGUUAAAGAUAUACUAAGGAAAAUAGAAGAGAAACGAGGUGUGUCAGUUAGUGAUUCUGGAACUCCAGAAGUAAGGGUAACCCCUGUUACCAAUGGCUUUCAGGCUGAAUCAUUGGGAAAACCAACUGCGGUUGUCUCUUCAGCAAAGAGCAGCCUAGUAUGGGAUGAAGAUUGGGUUCUUGUGAAGAAGGGACCUGCAGCCACUGUGCACCCUUCUAAGUCCAACCUAUCAUCAACAUUGACAGUGCCAGUUACACACCCAAGUUCGAUUACUGCCAUGGAGCCACAGUCCAUGAUGUCUUCAAAUACUGGUCAGCAAACAACUUCAUGUCCUCCAGUUGACAUAGAAUGGCCUCCUCGGACUUCUUCUGCUGUUGCUCCUCAAUUAAGUGAUGAUGAGAAAAAGAAGCAGAAUCUAGGAACAUCUGAUGCUGGUAUUGAUGAUAUAGAUCCUUUUGCUGAUUGGCCCCCGAGGCCUAGUAACUCAGUAGCUAGUGUGGGGUCUGCUGCUACAAAUAGUAUACUAGGGCUAUCCUCGCAUCACCAGGGGUCUGCAUUGAACACAACCCAGAGUAACUUCAGCCCCAGCAGUAAUCCCAUUGGACUGUCAAAACAUAUUCAAGGUAGUUCGGUGAUAAAUUCCAGCAACCAGAGCAGUGGUGUUUUCAAUAUGAACAGUUCUAUAGGCCUCCCUAGACAGAAUCAGGGUGGAUCUAUUUCAAAUACCAACAAUCUGUACAGUGGGGGAUUCAACCCCCAAAAUUCUAUUGGCUUCAUGAAAUCGAGUCAAGCAAACUCAAGUUUGGGCAUGGCAAACUCCAGUACUUACACAACAGGUGCAUUUACUGAAAAGAAAGCUACUGAUCUUGGAUCCAUAUUUGCCUCUGCCAAGAGUGAACAGACCAUGCCAAGACUUGCCCCACCUCCACAAACUGCUGUGGGAAGGGGAAGAGGGAGGGGGGGCAUGGGACACUCGCGGUCUAAUCAAGCCAAAUCUACUUCUGAGCAGCCAAACCUUCUAGAUUUGCUAUAAAUGGGAUGAUCUUACCUGUAUGGUCAGGAGAACUUGGUGAAUCAGUGUUUGUAAUUAGCCAUUCAAUUUUGCCAGAGUAUUAUUGGUUACAUUCAAGUGCGUUGGAUGGAGAAGAUUCAUUUGAGAGUUUCAGAAUGCUCCACUGCUCUCGGGAACGGGUAAGAUUCAUUUGUGGGCUUGUUU
Molecule: messenger RNA, 3154 nt
Organism: Telopea speciosissima
Lineage: Eukaryota; Viridiplantae; Streptophyta; Magnoliopsida; Proteales; Proteaceae
Product: SCY1-like protein 2
Exons: 14
Coding region: 119-2971 (950 amino acids)
Biological process (GO): protein phosphorylation
Molecular function (GO): protein kinase activity; ATP binding
Source: RefSeq, a predicted model, not a curated record